Molecule: messenger RNA, 330 nt
Organism: Gastrolobium bilobum
Lineage: Eukaryota; Viridiplantae; Streptophyta; Magnoliopsida; Fabales; Fabaceae
Exons: 1
Coding region: 1-330 (109 amino acids)
Molecular function (GO): RNA-DNA hybrid ribonuclease activity; nucleic acid binding
Source: RefSeq, a predicted model, not a curated record
AUGGCUUGGAACGUUGGGUUCCGCAAAGUUGUGAUUGAGAGUGAUUCAUCUAGUGUGGUCACUGUGCUCACCAGAAGUGGUGCAACAGUCCGUGAAAAUCAGUUGAUUUCUCGUAUACGGACUUGGUUGGAUAGAAGCUGGUCUGUUUUUGUUCAGCACACUUUAAGGGAAGCAAAUACUUGUGCAGAUUGGUUAGCAAACUUUAUUAUUGAUCAUGGUAAUCAGGAUGACCGAUUAGUGUGGGGGGAGCCUCCUCCUGGACUAAUCCCGCUUCUUAAUGCUAAUAUGGCGAGUGUGGGAAGACCUCGUGUCUUAGGUUGUAAUUCGUAG